AUGGCCUUAGAGGGCACGGAAAGCCAGGAGGGCUCAGAGAGGAUUGAGAUCAUCUGGUCGAACGAAGCAUUCAAAACUAUGGCAAAUUCCAGUUCAGUUCCCUCCGGGUCAUUUUACCAACUCCUUCUUUAUGGUAAGCAGUUCGUGGUUGAGGAUAGAGGACCAACGGUCAAGCCCACCUGGUUGCUGUCGCCACUGCUUGGUUGUUAUGUCAAGACAUCGAGUCUCUUAGCAUAUGUGUCCGAAGACCUUGAAAACGAAACUCUUAGUGAGGUCGAAGUGUACGAACUAGCAGGACGCUCAUGGUCGGGUAUCGGGGCUCUGUUUCAAGUAUACGUCAUCCAACUCGGCGACCUGCAAUCCCAGGUCUUCGUUAGGACACCGUUUGUUACCGAAGAUCGGGAGCAACUAUUGACGACCUCAAUUGGCAUUUCGCAAUACAUUUACAAUGCAUUAGCCUCUGAGAAUGGCAAGAUAGAGAUGUCCACACUUUGA
Messenger RNA from Paracoccidioides lutzii Pb01, 495 nucleotides. RefSeq lists its product as hypothetical. The record is from RefSeq and is a predicted model, not a curated record. Bases 1 to 495 code for a protein of 164 amino acids. The transcript has 3 exons.